Messenger RNA from Ochotona princeps (American pika), 610 nucleotides. RefSeq names its product RNA polymerase III subunit K (gene POLR3K). Gene Ontology annotation, biological process: DNA-templated transcription; termination of RNA polymerase III transcription. The record is from RefSeq and is a predicted model, not a curated record. NCBI's taxonomy places the organism in Eukaryota, Metazoa, Chordata, Mammalia, Lagomorpha, Ochotonidae. Gene Ontology annotation, cellular component: RNA polymerase III complex. Gene Ontology annotation, molecular function: DNA-directed RNA polymerase activity; nucleic acid binding; zinc ion binding. Bases 45 to 371 code for a protein of 108 amino acids. The transcript is spliced from 3 exons.
AAGGGCUUCCGGCAGGGGAGGGGGAGCUUCCGGCGGCCGGCGUCAUGCUGCUGUUCUGCCCGGGCUGCGGGAACGGGCUCAUCGUGGAGGAGGGACAGCACUGCCACCGCUUUGCCUGCAACACCUGCCCCUACGUGCACAACAUCACGCGCAAGGUGACCAGUCGGAAGUACCCGAAGCUGAAAGAAGUGGACGAUGUGCUCGGGGGGGCCGCUGCCUGGGAGAACGUGGACUCCACAGCAGAGCCGUGUCCAAAGUGUGAGCAUCCUCGUGCUUACUUCAUGCAAAUUCAGACGCGCUCCGCCGAUGAGCCAAUGACGACCUUCUACAAGUGCUGCAGUGCCCAGUGCGGGCACCGCUGGAGGGACUAGGCCGUGCUGCUGUCGCUGGACUGCUAGCCGGGAAUGCCGGUGUGGCGGGCGCCCUUGUGUGAGAGCAGGACCCCAGCUCUUGCUGUUAGCUUUGUCUGUCCUGCAGCACGCUCCUUAGCAUAGUGUCACAUGUUAGAUUCCAAGCGUAUUUAAUCAAGAUUUAUUUGGCAUCUUUCUCAGAAAAGGGAAGUCUAAAACUGCCUUUCCACAAAGCUUAAGCAAGAGCAGUCACCUUGUCU